Molecule: messenger RNA, 5750 nt
Organism: Passer domesticus (house sparrow)
Lineage: Eukaryota; Metazoa; Chordata; Aves; Passeriformes; Passeridae
Gene: MARCHF3
Product: membrane associated ring-CH-type finger 3
Exons: 7
Coding region: 1393-2160 (255 amino acids)
Biological process (GO): protein ubiquitination
Molecular function (GO): zinc ion binding; ubiquitin-protein transferase activity
Source: RefSeq, a predicted model, not a curated record
UUUUCUUUUGUUGUUGUUUUGAUUUUGGUUGGAUUUUUUCCCUAAGUAUGACAUUCCCUGGAGAUCUGCUCCCAGAAUGGCUGGCACCUAUCUCUCCAUCCAGCUGAGGAAAGCACAGUGAACCAAACCACCAAACCACAUUGGUACACACAGGUUUGAUUUACACACCCAGACACCAAUUCAGGCCUCUUCUCCAUUGCUACAGGAUCUCCAAGGUGCCAGGAGCUGAAGCUGCAGAUCUGUGUGCAAGGCUGGGAUCCAAACCACCUCACUGGUGUCCCCACUGCUUUGAAAAAAAAAAAAAAACAACUAAAUUUCUACUUAAUUUACCUCAUCUGCCUCCUGCUGAGGUCAUGCCAGGCUCUCCCUUUUUAUUUUAACACCCACAGGUAUCACCUGUGUGCUGUCUCCAUCUCCACCUGCAAGUGCAGCUGUGGGAUGAACAUGCAGGUGCAAAUGUAGGUGGGCAUUUUUUUUUUUUUUUGCUUCACUGGCAGGAAAGCAAACCAAGGGCAGCUCCUCCCUGCCCCUGCGAUUUGCCUUCUAGCAGAAUUUCAGCUCUAAGGGGCAGCAGUAUUCAGGGAACGCAGCAAUUCUGUGAAAUCCCAUCCCAGCCCUGCAAUACCCUUUUAUUUCCCAACAAAGCAAGCGCGGCAGAGGCAGUGAAAUACAGAAAGGCAGUGAAACGCAGAACUGUGGUUGGGCAAGGGAAAACAUUAGCUUGAGGGGGGUUUAUCUUUGCAACUUGGGGCUGUCAUUGCUGAAGCAGCUUCAGCUGAGUCCCGGCAGCUCUGGAGCUCCCACUGACCUCAGCUCCGGGAAAGCUUCUCCCCUUCCCGGACCGCGGGUUUUUUUAACUCCAGUGUGGCAGGAAAAAGAGGGAAUUCCUUGGCUCCUGGCAGGGAAUCGGGCUGGCAGGGAGCUGUCGCUACCCGGGCGCUCCUUUGUGUCGCUGCUGCUCCGCGGGUACCAACGGAGGAGGAGGAGGAGGAGGAGGAGGGGAAGAAGGAGGGGUUGAUGGAGAGAGGUCCUGUGGCGACAGCCGAGCCCGAGGCUGCUGCUCCCGGCUCUCUCCCGCUGGUUUGGCCGCUCCAUCCGUGUUUUUGGAAGGAUAUCUGAGGGUCCGGGCGGCGGAGGCUGCACAGGAUCUCACAAAUAAAUUCUGCGUCAAGCCCACGGCUUCUGUGAGGUUUCCACUUGCCCCUAUGGACAAGCUCCAUCCAUGGCAGGGCUUCAGGCUUGACUGAGCCACUGCCUGGUGGCUCACGGGCUUGAGCUCUGAAAGGGUCACUUACAGGUCAAAGCCAGAGCUUUCCAGUGGGCUUUAACAGAUAAAUAACCAGUAUAACUCCAGCCAGUCUUCAGAAAGAUGGGGACCCGCUGCCCAGCGCCAUGAGGACCAACCACUGCAGCCACCUGCCUGGAGUGCCCCCGGAGCGCCCACACCCUCCAGCCCCCGAUGGAAAGAGCCUGCCUGGCAGCAGCGGGGCCCUGGCCACCAGCUGUCCCCAGUAUGUCAUGCAGGUGUCCUCCAAGGAUGGGCAGCUGCUCUCGUCCGUGGUGCGGACCCUGGCCGUGCAGAGCAGCCCCUUCAAUGACCGGCCCAUCUGCAGGAUCUGCCACGAGGGCAGCAGCCACGAGGAGCUGCUGUCCCCCUGUGAGUGCACGGGGACCCUGGGCACCAUCCACCGCAGCUGCCUGGAGCGCUGGCUGUCGUCCUCCAACACCAGCUACUGUGAGCUCUGCCACUUCAGGUUUGCAGUGGAGCGCAAGCCCAGGCCACUGGUGGAGUGGCUGAGGAACCCGGGCCCCCAGCAUGAGAAGAGGACUCUCUUUGGGGACAUGGUGUGCUUCUUGUUCAUCACCCCGCUGGCGACCGUCUCCGGCUGGCUGUGCCUGCGAGGAGCCGUGGACCACCUGCACUUUAGCAGUAGGCUGGAAGCUGUUGGCCUCAUUGCACUCACUGUGGCACUCUUCACUAUUUACCUCUUUUGGACCCUGGUGUCCUUCAGGUACCACUGCCGGCUGUACCACGAGUGGCGUCGGAACAAUCAGCGGGUGAUGCUCCUCAUCCCAAAAUCUGCCAACGUCCCCUGCACCCAGCAGUCCCUGCUGGGCCUGCAGCCCCUCAAAAGGAGCUCCAAGGAGACAAUCGUGUGAUUUGGGGGUGCAGCUGCACACUAAAGGUGGUUUUGGGUUUUUUUUUUUCUCCUCAGACCCGUCAGGGUCGGGCAGCGUCCAGCACCCAGGAAUGUGCAAUUUGGAUUUACAGACUGACUGCAGAGGGAUAAAUCACAGUCAGAGUUCAAGUGGCGGAUGCUGCAGUCAUCUGUGGCACAUUUGUGGCAUCUGCUAAGCUGCCAAGUGUGUUUAGUGAGCAGGGACCCUAUGGAUUCUGCAAAUAUGUUAAUUGUUGCGUCAUCGAGGGAUGCAAACUUUUUUAUUGUUUAAGGUAUUAAACUAUGGUAAUUAACAAUGCAAAACAGGUUUUAAAAGUGCUUUGUUUUUAUGGUUUCUUGUUCCUACAGUGCUGUUGCUUUAGGCAGCUGGACAGUAACCAAUAUUUAUUUCUGCUUCCUAAAGCACAGCAAUGGCAUUUCCUCAUUUGAUUUUAUCUGCAGGUCCAUUAUACCAAUGUUUUGAUUAUUAAAAUCUGUGUAUAAUGAGCUCUAAAAAUUGGCACAUUAUUUAAAUGCUACAAAGUGAUUAGAAAAUUGUAUUACCCAUUUCCUAUUUGGCAGGGAAGAUCUGACAGGAAGAUUCUUCAGUUAUGACUCUAGCAUGCGCAAGAGAAAAAUUACACAAAUUGCAAUAAUCUUCCUGUCAAAAGUAUUAUAGUACAUAGCACUCAGGAAAAAAAAAAAAAAAAAGAUAUUGUACUUUUCCAUAAAGAAGCACCACAUUCUUCAGUGAAGUGCACAUUCUGCUGGUGUGAAUUCAAACUUAGCCAACAUAUCCUGCAUUUAUACCAGGCUGAAUUUAACUCUGCAGCUUACUUUUGUAUAGGGAAAGAUCUGCAUACAUAAUGAAUGAGAUCAUCAGAUAAGUUUUAGAAAGCAGGGACUCAUCUUGCAUGAAGAGCAGCAUUAUUUUAAAGCAGCAGAAACUCCAGCUUGACAGGUAGGAUUUGGCAAAGUGUGUGCAAACCCUGACCUCUUAUGGUAGCACUGAGACCAAAAAAAACCCACUAAAAUAUUUAAUACACAGUCUUCUAUAGUGACCAGAUUGAAUAAUCAGACCUUAUUCCUGGGUGACUUUAUCUGCUUCCCCUUGGUUUUGUGCCUAAUUCAUUCAGCAAUUCUUCACUCCCAGAAGAGACACACUUAUUUUAAAUAACUACACAAAAUCUCAUUACUGAAUGCUGUUGGAAUUAGAAAUCGAUACAGAGCCCCUCUGAACAGAUGAAUUUCUUAGAAUUGUGCAUGGAUGGCAGUGCCAUCAUGUGCUUUGUUUUCCAAAAACUGCAGGAACUGGAAAUCAAAAGGAAGACGUAGCAGCAAGGCUAAUAAUUUGUUAUUCAUAAAGUUCAAGGUAUUAUGGGUAUUUACCACCAGACAAGAAGUUAUUUGAUGUUUUGUGUGUGCUCUGUGGGGGUGAAAAAGCUUAGUACACAAAGCCAGACCUGUUAAAUUUCUUUAUUCUGUCUGUGGACCAGUCUAGCUGUGAGCACGUUGUUUAGCAAUGUUCUUUGUGACUGUCAGUCAUGGGGAUAGGAGAAUCAUGGGGAUAUAAAGCAAUAACAGCCUCAUUCCAACAGAAAGGCACUUACACAAGGAGCCAAGGUGGGCAGGAACGUCAUGAACCUGCAGAUCUGUACUCAUCAGCCUGACAAGGCUGGGGUUGCUCAUGAAUAACUGCUUCUCUUCCUGGGAAAACUAAACAAGGAUCUGAAGAUGAGGAUAUCACAAUCUCUGCGACAGCCUGUAAUGCUUUAUUUUAUUUCAUUUUUAUACCUCUUCCCAACGGUAAAUAAUUAUUUGUAAUGAAGACUGAACAUGCGCUUAAGCGGAAUUCCAGAUUUUAAAAAAAUAUCUGCUGGCUAUCUGGGGCAAAGAAAUAAAGCAAAUCUAGCUGGGUCGGGAUGCUGUCAGUGUUUUAAUGCCUACAACACAUACUUUAGGUAACGUUGAUUCAGAACUUUAUUACUGUGCUCAAAUUCUUUGAGAAUUGUUAUUCUUAGUGAGUGCUAUUGUUGGCUUUGCCUCAUGAAACCAAAAAUCAGUGUGAUAGAGAAUUCAGAGGCAAAGCAUUCAGGGAAACAUUUAUUUAAGUGAAGCUGCAAGGUCUGUGCACAGAGAUCAGCACAGUGGCUUGGCCCAGCUCAUCUGUGCUAUUUCAAUUUUUUUUUUAAAUUUGUUUCUUGGGUUGGUUUUUUUUUGUGUGUGAAGACAUCUUUACUGAAGAAGGCAUAUUGAAGCAGACAGAUUAAAAGUAUGGUCCAGUUUAGCACACACAUCACUAACCCAGCUCCUGUGCUGGAUGCAGCAGCACAGCAGACCUGUCUGGUGAAGUCACAGCAGUGUCCCAUGGUUUUUCUUGAGGAAAAAAAAGAGUGGCAGAAAAAAUCCAGUCAGACACUUACCAUUGCAUUAAAACCAUGGAACCAAAAAAAAAAAAAAAAACAAAACACAUACUUGUAUUCUUCCUUGUUUUUCCUAAAACACAAGAACUGGGAGGUGAGAGAUAUUACUUCUUAAUCCCACUGCUGCUCUGAAGAUUUACAGGCAGAAGGAUCUCCCAGAUGGGAGCUGAUUUUUCUUCCACGAAUUGAUGCCACACCAACCCCAAAUUUCCACAAAAUACUGGAUUAUUACAGCAGAUUAUUAAAAACAGGUUAUUACAGAAUAUUUUCUACAAUAGCAGCAACACCCAUUUCUGUCUGAAUAAAAGUGAAAAGCCAAAAUUAACCACAGCAGAAGCCACAGCCAGCAAAGCUCCUGGCAGUACAAUGACACCUUUGUUAUGCUCUCCUUAAAAUUAAUUAAAGAACAUAAUUAAUGACAGAAUGAGUGACCAUUUUUUAAUGUGUUUCAAAUGCCACUCAACUUCUCUCAGCAACUCUAUGCUUUCUUCCCAUGCAGCUGACCUUGUAAUUUACAUUCCUUUUUCAGAUAAGAAGUUACAUGUAAGGAACAGCAUUCAACAGUAUUUGAGCCAGUAUUUUAAGUUGCAAAUGAUAAAAGCAGCCUGUUCUGAUCCAGUGUGGUGAGUGUAAUGCAAAAUGAGGAAGUUUUACCUUUUUUUGGUAGUCUUUCCCCUGCAGGACUUGCCUAUCACAUUACAUAAAGAUUUAGAAAUACCCCAGUUUUCUGUUCAGCUGGAAGGAAGUCACAACAGAAGCAGUUAUUGAAGAUACUUCAGUUUUUGGUGUUUGGGGUUUUUUUUCCGUUACUCAGCUGAACAGUUCUGCCUGACUGAGACCUCAAAAUGUCAUUUACAUUUCAUUUAUUUAAACCAGCUUUGCACCAGUACAAAGUCACACAGGGCAAAGUGACAGCUCUGCAUAAAGGGACCCAGAGCCAAUAAAUGCAACUGGCCUUUGAUGCAAUGGGAACCAUCAGAAAGAGGUCUGAGAACAGAUUCUGGGACAGACUCGUGCACUAAGAGAGCUAAAGAAGCUCUCCUUUUGAAACAAACAGAAAAACCCAAUCUGUUAAGAAUUAAUAUCUUUACUUGUUACUUUUUGUGAGAUGGCGCCUCAUUUAACACAGAACUGGUUAAUUAAAGAAGCAUUUUCCUUGCAAGCAGAA